Molecule: messenger RNA, 1071 nt
Organism: Cladocopium goreaui
Lineage: Eukaryota; Dinophyceae; Suessiales; Symbiodiniaceae
Source: the annotation of a GenBank genome assembly
AUGCCUGACAUCGCGAAGUCCGACAUCUCCCCCAACUUGGACCGCGACAAGAUGUUCAACGAACUUUGGUGGUUGAACUAUUGCUUCUGUGAGGGUGUUGGCAUUGGUGCUGUUGGUAAUCCAUUCUGUGGAGGAGAAGCUGUGAACAUUUGUCUCCACAGCAGGUGCGAGAUGACUGAUGUGGGCGAUCCUUUCUGCUCCAACAUCCGUGUUUGCCUGUGCAUUACGGACCAGUGCGCUUUGCCCCCAUCCGAAGGAUCUCCAAUUUGCGUUUGCUUCAACAAAAAGCUUGCAGGUGGUGAUGGAUGGAGUGGCAAGCAGCUCUUUGACUGGUCUACCAAUUUUGGCGACACGUUCUGGCUGUACUACAUCUUCUGCAUGGGUUUGGGCUUUUCUGCUCCUCAAGCCAAUGGUCGUCCUUUAUUCGCUGUGGAGACAAAGGAGCUGUGCAUCAAGGGUGGUACAAAAUUGACCAUGCCUAUGGAGGGCGGCAAGCUGUGCUCCAUGGUGAGCACUCGCCUUUGCUUCUGGGAGCAGUGUGCUUUGCCACCGGCUGAGGGAGCUCCGAUGUUCGUUUGUUUCAACCUUUUGAACCCGAAAGGAUCAUCCGCAAAGCCUUUGGCAUAUGGGAUGACUGUUCAUCGAGGACUUCUCUCCUGCCUCGCCAGCUCCAGAAAAAAGUUCGAAGAGGACCUCGCUGCACUCCUUCCCAGCCGAGAUGCCGAUGGACAGGAGGAAAUUGACCAGAUGGAACCCCUGCAAAACAAGGAUGAUGUCCAAGAAGAGGAGGCGGAAAUGCCACAAGCGGAGGAAUUGGAAGAAGCAGAAAUUGGAGAAGUGGCGCAAGCAGAAGUUGAGGAUGAGCAAGAACGACUGCCGGAAGAUGAAAGUGGUGAUGAGCAGAUAGUUGACGCACAAAGUGAUAAGGCGGAAAUGCCACAAGCGGAGGAAUUGGAAGCAGAAAUUGGAGAAGCGGCACAGAUGACAGACGACAAGUCUGGAGACAAAGCAGAAGCUCAGGCAGGCCGCUUUGAAUUCACCGGGGAGUUCAGCGUGCAUGAUAAUGGAUGA